AUGUCUCAUAUCUCUGAUCGUUGUAAAACAGAUCCGGAUGAAGAUAACGAGAUCAAACGCAAACGAAAAUAGGUUCAGCAAUUUAUCUAAAAUUCAAAAGAGGAAUAAAAAAGGAUUGCUAUCCUAUUUAAAAAGGACUUGGAUUUAUAAAGUGAGAAAUUAAAAGAAAGAAUUCAAAAAAGAAUUUUUAAUAAAGCAAUAGCAAAAUCUUCGAGUUGUGGAGUAUAUAGGUCAAGCAAUAAUAUCAGCGAAUCUUAGUCAUUAGCUGACACUGAUGAUUAUUAGGAGUCACUUUAUGAAAAUGCUUUAUUGGAGUUAGAUAACUAGAGAGAUGAAAAAAUCUAUAGAAUAGUUAAGCAUUAUAACAACCAAAUUAAUAGUCUCAGGGAGAUAGAAUAUACAACAGAAAUAUUAUAACAAAUGCUACUAUUUGAAAAAUAAAAAUGGGAAGAAAUUCAAAAUAUUCAAUAAUAAUAUGAAGUAAUAAAGACUAAUUAAAUAAAGCUAUGA
Molecule: messenger RNA, 510 nt
Organism: Paramecium octaurelia
Lineage: Eukaryota; Ciliophora; Oligohymenophorea; Peniculida; Parameciidae
Source: the annotation of a GenBank genome assembly